Molecule: messenger RNA, 2935 nt
Organism: Nannospalax galili (Upper Galilee mountains blind mole rat)
Lineage: Eukaryota; Metazoa; Chordata; Mammalia; Rodentia; Spalacidae
Gene: Nln
Product: neurolysin
Biological process (GO): peptide metabolic process; proteolysis
Cellular component (GO): mitochondrial intermembrane space
Molecular function (GO): metalloendopeptidase activity
Source: RefSeq, a predicted model, not a curated record
AAAACUGUGAUUUGAAGAAGAUAAAGCCUGAAGCCAAGUGAUAGCUGGAAAAAUCAGUUACAAUGGGAAAACGAAAUGGUCUCCAUCUUCCAGAACAAGUAAAAAAUGAAAUCAAAUCAAUUAAGAAAAGAAUGAGUGAGUUAUGUAUUGACUUCAACAAGAACCUCAAUGAGGAUGAUACUUUCCUUGUAUUUUCCAAGACUGAACUAGGUGGUCUUCCUGAUGACUUCAUUGACAGUUUAGAAAAAAAAGAUGACAAGUAUAAAAUUACUUUAAAGUACCCCCACUAUUUUCCUGUCAUGAAGAAAUGCUGUGUUCCUGAAACAAGAAGGAAGAUGGAAAUGGCUUUUCAUACAAGGUGCAAACAGGAAAAUACCAUAAUUCUUCAACAGCUCCUCCCGCUGCGAGCACAAGUGGCCAGACUACUUGGCUAUAACACACAUGCUGAUUUUGUCCUUGAACUGAACACCGCGAAGAGCACAAGCCGCGUGGCAGCCUUUCUAGAUGAUUUAAGCCAGAAAUUAAAACCCUUGGGGGAGGCAGAACGGGAGUUUAUUUUGAACUUGAAGAGAAAGGAGUGUGAAGAGCGAGGUUUUGAAUUCGAUGAGACAAUCAAUGCAUGGGACCUCCAUUACUACAUGACACAAACAGAAGUGCUCAAGUACUCCAUCGACCAAGAGUUCCUCAAGGAAUACUUUCCCAUCGAGGUGGUCACCAAAGGCCUGCUGAGCAUCUACCAGGAGUUGUUGGGACUUUCAUUUGAGCAAGUGGCAGAUGCUCAUGUUUGGAAUAAAAGUGUUACACUUUACACCGUGAAGGAUAAAGCCAGCGGAGAAGUACUGGGACAAUUCUACCUGGACCUGUAUCCAAGGGAAGGAAAAUACAACCAUGCAGCCUGCUUCGGUCUCCAGCCUGGCUGCCUGCUCCCUGAUGGCAGCCAUAUGUCUGUGGCCGCCCUUGUGGUCAACUUCUCACAGCCAGUAGCAGACCGGCCCUCUAUCCUCAGACACGAUGAAGUGAGGACUUACUUCCAUGAGUUCGGUCACGUCAUGCAUCAGAUCUGUGCACAGACUGAUUUUGCACGAUUUAGUGGAACAAAUGUGGAAACUGACUUUGUAGAGGUGCCAUCACAAAUGCUUGAAAACUGGGUGUGGGACAUUGAUUCCCUCCGAAAACUGUCAAAACCUUAUAAAGACGGAAGCCCUAUUACAGAUGAUCUGCUUGAAAAGCUUGUUGCUUCUAGACUUGUCAACACAGGUCUUCUGACCCUGCGCCAAAUUGUAUUGAGAAAAGUCGAUCAGUCUCUCCACACCAAUGCAUCCCUGGAUGCCGCCAGUGAAUACGCUAAAUAUUGCACAGAAGUUUUAGGUGUGGCAGCUACUCCAGGCACAAAUAUGCCAACUACUUUUGGACAUUUGGCAGGAGGGUACGACGGCCAGUAUUAUGGGUAUCUUUGGAAAAAGAGAGUUGAUAGGCUCUCAGACUGGGUGCAGAGUGCUUGUGUCAAGGAAAAAGUUGGAAUGAAAUACAGAAACCUGAUCCUGAAACCUGGGGGAUCUCUGGACGGCAUGGACAUGCUCCAGAAUUUCUUGCAACGUGAGCCAAACCAAAAAGCAUUCCUCAGGAGUCGAGGCCUGGAUGCUGCGUAAGCCAGCAAUCUCUGGGAGCUAUCCAUGACUGGAGGACAACUCGACAUCGCCAUGUGGUACCAGCCCGGAGACUGAAGGGAGUUUCACAAACGAAAACUUAGAUUUCUAUCGAUUUGCUUUUGUUUUUAAUUUUCAAAAUUAUACAGAUGUAAAUGGAAUUAUAAAUACUAUGACCUAAGAAAAAGACCCACUAAAAAAUAAUUGUACUGUAAAAUUUCAUAAAAAUGGAUUUGAUUUCUUUUGAUAAAAGUUUCAUAUGAAUGUAAUUUGAUUUUUUUACUAUUAUAAUCUAGAUAAUAUAAUGUAAGAGGGCUAAGAAUUUUUAAAUUGAAUCACACACAUGAUAUAAUUUGAUCCUUCUUAUAUCUUGAAAUUUUGUACUUGGGAUUAUUUCUGGACCCAUAAAUGAAUCAUCACAUUCUUAUGGUAAAUAUUUUCUUGGAGCCCUGUGUCAACUUUGACCCUCUGCCUCACAGUCCAGUGUGACUUUGCCUUUGCCUGCACACCUCAAGGCCAGGGGAAUAGCCUCAGUAAUGCAUUUAUCUCUACACAUCCCGCCUCAUGAUUCUCAGCUUUCUGUCACACCUAAUUAUGUUCUUCCUUUUGGAUUUUUCUUAAUAAAAUUCAGUUAGAGAAUAUUUUUUUUUUUUUAAUGGUUUUAACCGAACUAGCCUAAUACAUGUUUCAGGUUUUUUGUCUUACACUAGAAGCUCAGUUCUUCUUCAGCUUUUAGGAUUAUCAAGUCUUUGGACUGUCACCAGUGAGAAAAGUAGAGUAACCUUAGACGUCUUUUGAAUUCUCAUGUUUUUGUUGUUUUUUAGGUUUUUUUGUUAUGAUAAAACAUUUCACUAUGUAGCCAGACUGGCCUGGGAUUCAUGGUAAUUCCCCUGCCUCAGCCUCCCAAGUUUUGGGAUUCCAAGUAUGAGCCAGCACAUUCAGCUUACGUUUCUAAAAAGGGGUUGUGUGAUCUCGCCUCCCUUACUGACCACCUCCCUCAAAGUGGUAGGCAGAUGUGGCACAGUGGUGAGGACAGAUGGCACAGAGUGGAGCUGAGAGAGUUUAGAAACUCAGAAGAAAGUGAGUUGGAGUGGAGCAUUUAAAAACAGCUCUCCAAAGUGUUACGUGUGCAGACUCAGCUGUGGGGAAAGGCUCUCCAGUAGCCUACUUUGUUAUUGAUUUUUAUUUUAAAUGAACCUCCAGAUCUCUCUCUCUAACUCUCUUUACUGGGACCUAAAUUUCCAAUUCAACAGCAGAACAGUAAACUCACACCAUUAUUUUUCUUCUCA